Mesorhabditis belari is the source of this 1872-nucleotide messenger RNA. The record is from the annotation of a GenBank genome assembly. Lineage: Eukaryota; Metazoa; Nematoda; Chromadorea; Rhabditida; Rhabditidae.
AUGGCUGAUCGAUUACUCUCAUUUGGAGAUGUGAUUUUGUUAAAGGAGGACCUGGAAUACUUGCGACCAGGGAUUUGGCUCAAUGAUCGAUUACUUACAUUCGGCUCUCAAUAUAUUCAUGAAAAUCUUGACCCGGAUAGAAAAGAAAUGGUUACUUUAAUUUGUGCGCCAGAAUGUGAGGCAAUCAAAUUUUUACCCGAUUCCGUCGAGGGGAUAUUUGGCUCACUAAAUUUACACGAAAAAGCUAUGGUUGUGUUUAUCAUUAACGAUAAUAGUCACCCGAAAAUCGCAAAUAGUGGAAGUCAUUGGUCUGUUCUAGCAUAUUCACGGGAAACACAAUGUUUUCACCACUACGAUAGCCUCAAAAAUCGAAACGAUCGCGCGGCUAAAGAGGUAGCUAAACAUUCAAAAUCACUCGUUCGUUCAGUGGAGCCACUUCAGUUUCGCAGCGAAGAAACACCACAGCAGCAAAAUGGAAGUGAUUGUGGAGUUUUUGCACUUGAAGUCAUCCAGGCACUGUUAGAGAAAGGUCUAAGUGGGGUGAACGAUUUGCUGACAGUUGACCCUUCUUUUGCGGUACAACGGAGAAAAGACUGGAUCAAAAUCAUAAGCGAACUGAUCCAUGCACGUUAUGCAAAGAUCUCGGACACCGAAGUCGAAUACUGUGACGAUCUUUUUGUAUUCAGCAGCAAACCCUAUUAUUUGAGAAUACAUUUGCCUAAACAGGUAUUAGACGAUGAAACAGGAUGGGCUAAAUAUGACGCAGAUGCUGGAAUUUUUACGAUAUGCGUUCCCAAGAAGAUCAAAGGCGAGCAUUUCCCUGGUUUGGACAUGGUUACCGAACUGCUGAGGCCACAACGAGAGAAACCAACUGCUGAACCAUUGGUCCAAGAGGUUUCUGGUGGUAUUAAUCAACGUGGCGACGAGGAAAUCGAGAGUGAGGACAAUGAUUACUAUAUGGAACAACAACCAAAGUCGAUUGAUGAGAAAAUAACGAGUGGAUCAAAAACAGGCUAUGGUUUUGGUUGGCAGAAAAGUGGCGUUUUGGGAUCAUUGAUGGCGGAAAUAGGACAACUUGUCGAGCUGGAGGAUCCAGAGAAUUCACCAAUUGAUGAACGUGCCUCACAAUGCUAUAAAAUGGAUGUCAAAAAUUUCAACGCUGAUCACUAUUUAGCGGAUACAUUUAAACCAGAUGAUCAACUCGAGCACAUUUUAAAAUUGGAAUUCGAAUGUGUAAAUCGGUUAACAAAAUCGGAUAUAAAGCGUCUCACGAAUCUACCCAAUCGAAAAAUUCCAAAGCAAAAACCAGAAGAAUUGAAGUUUUUGAUGUAUUCACUCAUUGACAUUGGAUUCGCGUUUUGUUACGAUGGACGAACAACUGAAUGGGAGAACUCAGUUGAAUCAGCUUGGACAAUUGAGAAACUUUCUGCUAGCUUGAGUUGGUUGGCUCGUUUCAAUUCAAUUAAACAAACAAUCAUUGUUGGCUUUUCUCGUGCGCUGACUAAACCUUUGUACAGGAACUGGAAUCUCUGCCAAGCUGUUUUGACCGACCUGAAAGAGCUCUUCAAAAACGGACGAACUGCGAUGAUCCACGCUUUGAGUAAAGUUCACAGUCUAAUGGUGAAAGGUGGAGAAUUUCGGUAUCUUUACAACGACCUUCUAUUAACAGACCUGCUGCUUUGGGUGCAAUGCGUUGAUGAAAUGGUUUUCAAAAAUUUGGCCAAUGAGUUAUCGGAAAUCGAGAUUCAAAAGAGCGACCUUCCCGAACUUCAUCUUGAAGAACUUGAAGUUGAUGGGCAAAUGCAUUUGAUGCAAAUCGAUCCAGAGCAAGAAGGAACCGAGAACACGAUGGAUUCGGAUGAUCUCGUUGAU